This is a messenger RNA of Pomacea canaliculata, 4302 nucleotides long. Its product is annotated as glycoprotein 3-alpha-L-fucosyltransferase A-like. NCBI's taxonomy places the organism in Eukaryota, Metazoa, Mollusca, Gastropoda, Architaenioglossa, Ampullariidae. The record is from RefSeq and is a predicted model, not a curated record. Gene Ontology annotation, cellular component: membrane. Gene Ontology annotation, molecular function: alpha-(1->3)-fucosyltransferase activity.
CUCUGCUUGCGCACCCGGUUGGUGUGUCGCUACCCUAGAUACCUGCCUUCCUUGACCCCGCCACUGCUAUCGACUGGCGCGUGACGUGGCGAGUGUUUGUGUACAGCGGUGCCACGGAAGUGAAUGCGUCGUCAGCGUGUAGCGGAUGUCAGCCAAUCAAAGCGCUGCACGGCGAUAACGAAAGUUUAAAAAUAGCGUGGAGGGGAAUUGACAGGACACAUGACAAUGCCGGCGGUGGACCUGUCAGUCAUUGGCGGCAUGACACUGUGUGCCUGGCUGGCAUAACCCGCACGGACGUCCGCGGAGGAGGAGGAGGAGUCUUUCAUUGACCCUCGCGUCGACUUGAUUAUUCACGCGACGACUGUGUGACUGUGUGUGCGCCCCCACGCGACGACGCCAACUUCGCUGUGUAUGUGUGUGCGGUCGGCUGUGCGCGGGUAUCAAUCGCCGUCACCAAUAGCCGUGUGAUCGACAAUUUUUUUUUUCAACGGACGGGAGUCAUUUUCAUUGCCGUGGCUGUGAGGUUAUCGAUGUACUUUCAUCUUGUCGAUCGUCGUCGAAGGUGUCAUCGCAAUCGAGACGUCGCGCCUGUCUCUCCUCCUCCCCUUUCCCCCUGUAGACAUCAACACCCAUAUCUCAUCCAUCAUCCACCCUCAUCCAGCAUCCCCCACCCCACUACCUUACAUGACGUCACAGACUUGAGAAGUGUUCAUCCUUCAGCUCGUUGGAAUAAAACAUCUGACAGCGGGAGCGAGACCGCUGUCGUGUAAUUGUAACGCCAGGGUCACGAUAACUUUAAAAUAAUAAUUAUAGAACGACGCAGUUGUCGUCUGGCUUGUAUCAGGCUUUAGGCCACUUACCCAGUGGAUCAGACACACGUCACGUCACGUGGACAAAAUCGGCCAACCCACCCAUCCACCCGCCUCCUCUCCUCUCGCCCAACCUUGCACGUCUUCGACACACGGGGUGACGAGGAGAAGUACAGCUGUUGUUGUCGGCGGGCUUUGCUGUGGAGUGGAUGUCGUAUCUCUCUCACGUGACCUAGCUUUGUGGACACGAUAGUAAGUGACAGCUUAUCUCCUUGCUACCUGUGCACCUGUACCAUCGCUGUCACUUCGCCUUUCUCUAGUUUCGUCGCCGCACGGCAAGAACAUCGGCAAGGGGAUUUGCUCCUACACAGGCAAGUUUCGUCACCUGUCCACCCACUGCACCUCUCUGUUUCCACUUCCACCCCUAUAUUAAUGCCUUAUUAUCUCGAGCAUCAUGUUUACCUGUCAGAAGAAAUUACUGGUACUCUUGGCCGUGGUUUAUGUCUGCUGUGCCAUGUACCUGAGCUUACGGGUCAUGUUUCUCGACGCCGGGACUAUCAGCGUGCUAGAGUUAUCGGGCCUGGCGAAGUGUGGCAGUGUUCACUGCAACGAUGACACAACAAACCACCUCAGUAGAAGCCAGACAACUCAGUGGAAAAUGCCAGAGCUUCUGGUCUACCCUAGCCUGUUGAACCACUCGGACGACCGCAUCACUAAUCAGCUGGCGUUCGUGCCGAAGUCGGUGAGAGAGUUCAUCGCCAAGGGUCAACCGGUUCCCAGCAAGAAAAUCUACCUCAGGGACGGUCUCGGGGGGUGGAACAUCCCCGCGGGGGACAAGCUGUUCCGGGAGCAAAACUGCAAGGUGCAGGCCUGCGUCCUGACGGAAAGGUACGAGGACUUCAAGUCGGCAGACGUGGCCUUGUUCAAGGGGCCGCCAGGGGGGGAAGCUUCCAUGCGCAGCCACCUGCUUCACCAGAUCUGGGUGCUGUUCCUCCUGGAAUCACCUGUCCACUUAUCCCCAGCGCCGCCUGGAAUGUCCGACUUCAACUGGACCUCCACCUACCGCCAUGACUCCACCAUCGUCGCGCCUUACGAGAAAUACGUCCCGCACCUCAAUGCCUCCAAGAUGCGUCCCCCCUCGAAGAACUACGCGGAAGGCAAGACCAAGAUGGUGGCGUGGUUUGUCUCCAACUGCGGCGCCUCUAACAACCGCCUGAACUACGCCAAAAAGCUGAAGGAACACGUGCAGGUGGACAUCUUCGGAGCGUGCGGCACCAUGUCCUGCAGUCGCGUCAACCAGAACCAGUGCUUCGAGAUGCUGAACAAAGAGUACAAGUUCUACCUGUCCUUCGAGAACUCCAACUGCCGUGACUACAUCACGGAGAAGUUUUUCGUCACUGGACUGCAGAACGACGUGGUGCCCAUCGUCAUGGGCGCGCCCGAGGACUACGCGCGUGCUGCACCUCCACACUCCUUCAUCCACGUGGACGACUUUGAGUCCCCCAAGGAGCUGGCUGACUAUCUGCUGAAGCUGGACAAAGACGACGUGUUGUACAACGAGUAUUUUGCCUGGAAGGGGCAGGGCACCCUCAUCAACACCUUCUUCUGGUGCCGGAUGUGCGCCCUUGCCCACGACGUGAAGGAACGUGGAGCUUCGUGGUUCGAGGACGUCGCCGAGUGGUGGACGGACCCGGGGUGUGCAUCGGUGCGGACAGCUGGCGACAGCAUCCAAGGGAUUCACCACACAUCGCCAAGCCGGCGGUCACGCUGCCACGUUCGUGAUGAAACCUUCCGGGUCUACAUUGUGAGUGUGUAUGUGUAUGUUUGUGUAUGUGUGUGUGUAUGUGUGUGUGUCAGAGAGAGAGAGCAGCUCAUGCCGUCCACAGUUGAGGGCGCGUGAACCACACCGGAAGACUUGUGUCAACAGGUCUGAGAAUGGCGAAAGUCUUUAUGCAAAUAUAUUUUUUUCGGUGACUAGUUUUUGUCUCCUCGAAAAACGCAUCGACGGAGACAUUUUUCGGUGAUUGGUAAAAACUGUUACUGAUUUAUCAUUGUUCGUUACCACAUCACUACAGUUUUCUGUGUGUGGGUGUAUAUACAAAUAAUUUUUGUCGAACAGAGAAGUCAUUGAAAUGAGUUACUAACGAUUGUUAAGUGUAUCUGAAGUUGUGCAGUCUAGUCAUGUCGGUGUGUUUGUGACUUGUGAUUUAAUGAGAUUUCCUCAACACCCACAUGUGCCUACACAGGGACAUCCGUUACUGAUGAAUUCCGUUGCGAGUUCUACAUCCUACAACCACAACUCGUCCGCCAUUUGUUUUUUAUUGCUGUUGACCUGGACAUUGUUGAGGCUUUGUACUAAAGCUGACUGAUUUAUUGAGAAUGUUACAGAAAACGGGAACAAGGCGUGCAGCAGGUGUUUGUUGAUGAGUAAUCCUCAGUUACUCAGGAGUAAUAAAAACCGCGUGCGUGUUUGUGUGUGUGUGUGCGUGUGUGUGUGUGCGUGUGUGUCCAACUCAUGCAAAUACAGUUAAUUCCGAGAAAACUAUUAUUGUGAAAUCCUCUCCACUGACUGGUACUGAAACGGGUCUGCUUUAAGAUCUGCUCAAUAUUCAUGGUCAUGCGUGCGCGUACGCGUGUUCAGACAAAUCAUAUAAACCAUGUUCUGGUUUUCUCAGUUUUCACAGAAAAAAAUACAUUCCAGAUAUGGCUGCGAAAACAAGGCAUGAUGUAGUAGAUAUCAUCUACAUACAGGUCUGUAAUGUUUAUAGUAUGUACGGAUGCCAUCUGUUGAUAAAUGCUGACAGCAGGUCGCUUGUAUCUCGCACACCGUGCAGUCCUCAUACAUCAUCGGUCUUUAGUAGGAUUUCAUUCCUUGUUUCUGAUGUACUGUGCAGUGAAAACCACUUACAGUUUGUUGACCGAUAUCCUGCUCACUAACAUUGUUUGUUUUUGGUAAAAUCAUUGCUUAUUAUGUACUAAAUAUCCUUGACAGAAAAUCCCAUAUUUUUCUUGCAUAAUGACUUGAUGUUUGAGUCUCGGGGUAUGUUUUGUAAACAAUGUUUAAUGAUGUUGCUGUUGUGUGGACCAACAGCCUCGUUACACUAUCUGAAGACGAAAUGUGUAUUUUACAGACCUGUGUAGUCUUUUGACCUGUUUACAGAGAUUGCGCCAUAGGGUGGAGACCACCAGCAACUACAACGACACGAACUGAUGAUGUUAUCACAUUGACCUAGCCUUACUAGCUGUGAUGUUCAGUCUUUUUGUCUUACGUAUUGUUCAUUGUGCUGUUGAUGUCCCAGACGUUGUGUCCCUGUUAUAAGGCUAUCUGUGGGGUGUACAUCGCGUUACAGGGUUAUGUAUGUGUGUCUAUAAAACUGUACAUUGUGUUACGGAGGUAUCUAUGAGUCCCCAGAGCUGCACAUUGUGUUUGAAUUAUUUACCUGUAUGUGCUCUCAUUACUGAUAUUUCUGUAAUAAACAUUGUUUUAUUUGCA